AUGGAAGACACCCGCCACAGGAAGAUCAAGAGCGGUGCAAAGGAGCGCGUACUUGAAUAUGUGUCCUCUCUCAAGGAGAUUAGAGAACGCACGCGGAAACUCUUUCGCAACAACAAGCUGGUCGAGAUGAUGUAUGUCCUGCGUGACACAGGAUUGACCUACCUUGUCAAACGUCGUGCUGACGGCCAAGUCGUAAUGACUCCCAGGAGGAGAAAAAGACGGUCUAAGCGUAACACAGGCGCCGCGAAGGAGAAGUCUUCCCGUCACAACAACAGCAGUGCCUCGACCAGUUCUGGCAGAAGACAUCGCCGCAAACACCGCCAUGACCACCAAGAGCCUUACUGCCAGUACUGUGAGGAUCGUCGGGAGCGUCGUGAACGGAGGCAUGAGCACCGCGAAUAUCGAGACAGCCUCGUGCAUCAUCGGAAGCACUACAAGCACCGCGGUGGUGACGAGCAUGAGCACGGUGCUCACCAGCAUCAUGAGUAUACUGAGCAUCCCGAGUCUUCAUCAGUGACUCAACCCCCGGUUGAGUCCAUUCGAAGUCCGACUGACAACAGCCCUAUCACGGAGACGGAGAGGCCGGAGCCACCGUCUGACCGCAUGACCCGCAUAUCAGACUUUAUGGCACCUCGAAAUGAUGCUGCGCCAUCUAAACCUGCAAGCUAUUCAGACAAACCACUCCCUCGGCUUCCCCGACCGGAGCGCGAGUCCACCCGCAUGACCCGCAUGUCAGACUUCAUGGCACCCGUAAGUGAGGCUGCACCAUCUCGACCCGUAAGCUAUUCGGACUACGAACUCCCUGAGGAGAGGCUUAGUAUCUUCUCUGAACUGCACCUUGAUGAUGGUAAGCGUGAGCAUAAACCUCAGUUUCGCUCUGCGGGUGAAAUGGGUAAAUCCGUACGACUGUCGAGCAUGGCUUCUGUGGCUACUUUCAAAACGAGUCCCGUUGAUAAGCCUAGCGGAGGCCAAGGGCUGAACAGUCUGAUCCAUCAAGAGCUGCGAAAUGGUUGGAGCUCCGAUGAGGAUGACAGUUCUUCAUCUGACUAUAGCGAUGAUGAAGGCGACGAGUAUGAAGAGGGAGAAGAGGAGAUCAUUGACCUGAAUGGUGAUGAUUGA
Molecule: messenger RNA, 1119 nt
Organism: Lasiodiplodia theobromae
Lineage: Eukaryota; Fungi; Ascomycota; Dothideomycetes; Botryosphaeriales; Botryosphaeriaceae
Exons: 1
Coding region: 1-1119 (372 amino acids)
Source: RefSeq, a predicted model, not a curated record